This is a messenger RNA of Mercenaria mercenaria, 1525 nucleotides long. RefSeq lists its product as uncharacterized. The transcript has 4 exons. The coding region runs from base 122 to 817 and encodes 231 amino acids. The record is from RefSeq and is a predicted model, not a curated record. Lineage: Eukaryota; Metazoa; Mollusca; Bivalvia; Venerida; Veneridae.
AAUCACGUUAUCCCGAAUAAUUAGUAGGUCGUACUGAUAACAGAUAAAACAUGGCGGAUUCUAAACUAGACGAUAAUAUAAAAUGAACAUGUCAUCAGAGAGGUAAACACUGAAACGGAAAAUGACAGAUAUCGAAAGUAGAGUUCGUGACUCACGACAAGAGAUCCUUAGAUGUAUUAAGGAACCAGCAAUUGUCUCGUAUCUCCAAGCGUCAUCAGUCAUAUCUCCAGAGGAUGGUUCAAGACUUAAGACCAUGUAUCUUAGUGGGGAGACAACUAAAGCGGGAGAGGAAAUGUUAGAAUGCAUCAUUGACUCAAACGAGCCAGGGAAAUGGACGUCUUUUAUUGAGGCUUUAGAGAAUGCAGAAUAUCCAUACUUGAAAGAGUUGUUUUUGUGUUCUGAUUCUGAAGCUAAUAAUCAUCUCGCUGAACAUGCUAAGAAAGUAUUCCGUUUGUUUACACCGUCACUUGAAAAAAGUAUAAUUCCAUGCGAAUUGAUUCCCGAGCUACAUGCAAGAGAAGUUAUUAACAGGGAAGAUCGUGAUUUGAUAAUUGCAACUGAAAGGAACAGAGGCACCACUGCAGCUGCUGUUGUGCUACUUGAAAGAAUACAGUGUAGACUGUCUCCUGUAGAAUGGUACAGGGAAUUUCUAAGCGCACUUAUGAAGACCGGUAAUGAGCACCUGGUUCAAUAUAUGGAACCAGAUUUUGUAGCCGAUCCGUCAGCGUUUGGGCCAUUGCAGAGUACCAUUUCUGAAGGUAAACAUUUAAAUAAAACAAUUAACAUUAUUAGAUCAAAAGAUGUUUUUCUUGUAUAGGACUAAGCUUUAUAAUAAUGUGACGCAAUAAUUGAAAAUGAAGCAUUUUUGUCGAGCCCGCUUGCGGAAGCGAAGACAUAGUUGUCCAAAUGUCUGUUCGAUGUAUGUGCGUGAGUGCGUGCGUGCGGGGGUGCGUGCGUCUGUGCGUCCGUCCGGAUUUGUUUGUCCGGAUCAUAACUUUGACCUGCAUGGAGCAAUCUUGUUUAUAUUUGGUAUGAAUGUUAAUCUCAGUAAGACGGAGUGUCAUACGCAAACCCCAGGUUCCUAUCUCAAAGGUCAAGGUCACACUAACAGGUCAAAGGUCAAAUUCAAAAAUGACUUUGUCCGGAGCAUUUCUUCUUCAUGCGUGGAGGGAUUUUGAUGUAACUUGGCACAAUUCUUCACCAUCAUGAGACGGAGUGUCAAGCACAAGAACCAGGUCCUUAGGUCUAAGGUCAAGGUCACACUUAGAGGUCAAAGGAUACAAGAAUGACAACUUUGUCCGGAGCGUUUCUUCUUCAUGUAUGGAGAGAUUUUGAUGUAACUUGGCACAAAUGUUCACCUCCAUGAGAUGGAGUGUCAUGCGCAAGAACCAGGCCACUAGGUAUAAGGUCAAGGUCACACUUAGAGGUCAAAAGUCAGAUACAAGAAUGACUUUGUCUGGAGCAUUUCUUUUUGAUGCAUAGAGGGAUUUUGAUGUAACUUGGCACAAUUGUUCAUCAUCAUGCG